Molecule: messenger RNA, 2130 nt
Organism: Solanum lycopersicum (tomato)
Lineage: Eukaryota; Viridiplantae; Streptophyta; Magnoliopsida; Solanales; Solanaceae
Product: UDP-glycosyltransferase 79B8
Molecular function (GO): UDP-glycosyltransferase activity
Source: RefSeq, a predicted model, not a curated record
AAUAAAUACAACACAUAACGGACUAAUUUAAAUACAAGAUACAGUACAACGCAAUACAUAACACAAUUAUUUUAAAGAUCACAAUAAUAAUUUAAUAAUCCGGUAGGUCCUUUCCAAACUUAACAAUAUUCCCAAAAAAAUUGAUGAAUGAUCCAGAUAAGUUGUGAUUGCGGUUGUGCUUGUUGUUGUUUUCUCCAGUUAUUCGUAGUUGUUCUUUAGAAAUUUAGAAUAAAAUAUAAAUCUAUAUUAUAUAAAGAAUGUGAAAUAAAAUAAAAUUUUAUAUUAAUGUAAAUUAUAUAGGGUGAUUAUUUGGAAAAAAGAAAUAAAGGAUUUAAAAGAUAAAUAAUAAUAUUAUAUCGUAGAAGAUUCUUUUUAGAAAGUAAAGUAAAGAAUUGAGUUAGAGUAGGUUGUCUAAACAAAACAGAGAAAUUUAUAUUUGGUGGAGAGUUAAAUAGAAGAGGGUAGGGUUGGAGAUCCCAAGGCAAAAAAAAAUGGCAGAUUCCAUACACUCAAAGCUCCAAAUAGUGAUGUUCCCAUGGCUUGCUUUUGGCCAUUUAAUCCCAUUUCUCAGCCUCUCCAAUGAACUUGCUAAAAAGGGUCACAGAAUCUCAUUCUUGUUACCCAAAAAUGCUGAAAUUAAACUUCAAAAAUUCAAUCUUUACCCUAAUCUCAUCACUUUCCACCCACUCAAAAUCCCUCAUAUCCAUGGCCUUCCAUAUGGAGCUGAAACUACAGCUGAUGUGCCUAGAGCUUUGGAAACUCUACUAGCAGCAGCUAUGGAUGAAUUGUAUGAUGAAAUCAAAUCUUUUCUUCGAAAUCUAAAACCCCAUUUCGUUUUCUUUGAUUUUGCUCAUUGGGUUCCUGAAAUAGCAACAGAAAUUGGGGGUAUCAAGACUUUAUGUUAUAAAACCGUUUGCCCUGCUACAUCAGCUUAUUCAUUGGUUCGAUCACCGGAAAAGAGUGUUUUUAUGGCAUCAACUGCAGCUGAAAAAGUUAGGCCACCACCAGGUUACCCUUCUACUACUGUGGUGUUGCACGAACACGAAGCUAAGUUGCUAGAGUUUCUGUUUCAAGAAUAUGGCAAGGGAGUGACAAUAUAUGAACGGUUGACAAAGGGAAUGACGCUAUGCGAUGCAAUAGCUUUGAAAACAUGUCGAGAGAUUGAAGGAACAUUUGGUGACUACAUCGCCACACAAUUUAAAAAACCAGUCCUUUACACUGGACCUGUUCUUCCUGAUCCUGAAAAGGGGCCUUUAGCAGAACAUGGAUUAUCGAAUUGGCUCGAGAAGUUCGAACCAGGAUCGGUGGUGUUCUGUGCAUUUGGAAGCCAAUUGAUUCUCGAAAAGAAGCAGUUUCAAGAACUUGUUUUAGGCCUUGAACUAACAGGUCUGCCAUUUCUGGUAGUUCUUAAGCCACCUGAAGGAACAAAUUCAGUAGAAGAAGCCCUGCCUGAGGGAUUCAAAGAAAGGGUUCAAGAAAAAGGAUUGGUUCUUGCUUGUUGGGUGCCUCAGUUGAAGAUUUUAACUCACAAAUCAGUUGGUUGUUUUGUGUCACACUGUGGUUAUGGAUCAAUGUGGGAAUCUUUAGCAUUGUGUGAUUGUCAAUUAGUACUUUUGCCAAGUGCUAAUGAUCAAACUUUAAGUGCUAGGAUGAUGGAACAAGAUCUUAAGGUUGGUGUUGAAGUGAAGAAGGAUGAAAAUGGUUGGUUUUCAAAGGAGAGUUUGUGCAAGGCUGUGAAAUGUGUCAUGGAUAAAGAUAGCCAAGUUGGCUGUUUGGUGAAAGAGAAUCAUAGAAAAUGGAAGGAAGUUCUUUCAAGUCCUGGUUUCAUGAGCAACUAUAUUGAUAGUUUCAUUCAGAUUUUGUAUGAACUUCUAGUUAAAUAGACCUAGAAUAGGCAUGCGGUUGGAGUUACGGGUUCAAUAUGUAUAAGAACGUAUUUCAAACUUAAAACUCUGAAUCCGCCUCUAGUUGAAAACAAAUGUUCGUACUUUUGUCAUACUCCAGUUUCUGAAUAGAUGGGUUGCAGUAAAAUAAUUGUACUAAUGUUGCUCUGAUGAACAUCUUGUGGUGGUCUGAUAUUAAUAAUUCUGUUUAGUCUUGAUUCCAUGGGGAAUUUUGAAUUUUAUGCUA